AUGGCAGACAAUAGCCCAGACAAGAUAAAUUUCAUCUACAACUCGCAGCUGGAUGCAUUCACGCUCUACCACGUGUCGCAAGAAAACAAUACCCACAACGCCAUCGGCCCUGCACUGCCAGCUCUCGGUCAUGCCACUUCUGGCGCUCUAGGAUCCGCGAUAUCGAAACUCAUAACAUAUCCUGUGGACUUGGUCGUAACACGUCUUCAAGUCCAACGGCAGCUGCAGCAUGGCAAGGAGCAUCCCCACUACGAUGGUGUUGUCGAUGCCUUUCUCAAGGUGUAUGAAAGAGAGGGUGGCUUGAAGGCUUUCUAUAGUGGUUGUGUCCAUGAAACAUUCAAGGGUGUCGUGGACAGCUUCCUGUUCUUUCUAGCGUACUCAUAUGUCCGCCAAAGGAGACUCAGUGCGCGAGCCAGCAGCCAUAACCUGCCAGCCUUGGAAGAGAUUGGCGUUGGCGUAAUCGCAGGCGCAUUCUCCAAGCUGAUCAGCACACCACUCCAGCAAGUCGUGACACGCAAGCAGACGGCCGCCAUGAUGAACCAGGGCUCUACGAUCGACCCGCCUCCUCCGCUGAGCACCAAGGACAUUGCAUCUGAAAUAUGGCGUGAGAAGGGCAUACAGGGCUUUUGGUCAGGAUACUCAGCCAGCCUGAUCCUAACGCUAAACCCUUCUAUCACGAUGCUGCUUCACAAGGCUCUACUGCGACUGGUAGUACCGAGGGCGAAGCGCAGCGAUCCGGGUGGACGUCUAACCUUCCUCCUUGCAGCGAUUAGCAAGGCCUUAGCCUCGACCGUGACGUAUCCAUUCAGUCUCGCAAAGGCGCGGGCACAAGUGUCUGCACAGAAGCCUUUAUCAGGCAGUGGGGAAACUUCAGAUAGAGAGAAGUCUGAUGAGCCUAUCAAAUCAAAAGCUCUGCAGGCCAGACAGCGAACUGUAUUCAGCACUAUCCUCCGGAUCGCACAAACUGAAGGCAUAAGAGCCUUGUACGAAGGCUUAGGCGCUGAAGUGCUCAAAGGCUUCUUCUCUCACGGCAUCACUAUGCUGAUGAAGGACCAUAUCCAUUCAAUCAUCAUCAGUCUGUAUUUCACACUGCAAAAGGCCCUGCGCAAGUAUCCCGGUCCGGAAGAAAUCGCAAAGUCUGCCUCGGAGGGUGUACAAGACAUAUAUAUCCAUAGCAAGGAUAAGGGUAUUGAAGCUGCUGAGAAUGUGACCAAAUCGGCCAAGGAUAUCGUAGAGAAGGGCAAGGAGCAAGUUGCAAGCGUCUAUUCAAAAGGCGCAGAAGUUGCAGAGGCAGCAUCUCGGACGGCUCAGGAUGCCCUCGAGAGUGGUUCGCAACACGCUGAAGAUGUCGCAAAAACUGUAAGGGAUGGAGUGGAUGACGCGUCACAACGGGCAGUAGAUGGCAUUACAGAUAGCAGGGUCAAGGACAUUGACGGUACCGACAAAGACAUGGCCAAGUGA
Messenger RNA from Bipolaris oryzae ATCC 44560, 1461 nucleotides. RefSeq lists its product as uncharacterized. The record is from RefSeq and is a predicted model, not a curated record. Lineage: Eukaryota; Fungi; Ascomycota; Dothideomycetes; Pleosporales; Pleosporaceae. The coding region runs from base 1 to 1461 and encodes 486 amino acids. The transcript is spliced from 2 exons.